This is a messenger RNA of Porites lobata, 19376 nucleotides long. NCBI's taxonomy places the organism in Eukaryota, Metazoa, Cnidaria, Anthozoa, Scleractinia, Poritidae. The record is from the annotation of a GenBank genome assembly.
AGCGAUUUGUCGUCAAACAGAAUCAAGAACAUUACACGUGGCCUAUUUUUCAACAAUAAACGUCUUCGCAUUAUGUGAGUUUAUUUUACUUUUGUUAUUUGAAAACGAAGCAGUCAUAUAUCUUAUCCGGGGUGACUACUCCAAACAUUUCGGUAAUCGAACUAUCGAACGAUCGGUGCUAUUGAGUUUAGUAAUCGAUCAUGAUAAUAGAAGAGAGUGAAUGAGAGAGAGAAUGAUCCGCCAUUUGCAGAGAGGAGAAUUUUCCCUGUAUCCUUUUGGAAGGUUUGCCCUUUCUGGGAACGAUGCGGAUAUAGUUGAAAGUUUUCAAGUAGAGGUUGUCUGUAGAAAAAUCAAGUACAAGUCACAGUACCGUCAAUAUUUUUUCACUGGCUUCAUAGAGCAAUUAUCUGAGUAAGCGAGGAUAGGAAAGUUUGGGGAACAUCCGAACUGAAACCUCGAUAAAUAAAGCUCAUGCAUUGGCAGUUUGGCACCAUUUUCGUGUGCAGAAAUUCUCGUUACUAAUUAACCUUUGAAGACUGAGAAAUGGAAUAAACUUGACUGGUACACUAAAAAAGGAAAGAAACACUUUUCUUCUGGUUUACGUAUCUCAAUCCCAAUUUUCAUCCCCGUUAAUAAGCUUAAAAAAAUGGCUGUACGCAAGAUCGAAUGGCGAGAGGACACCAUCGUAGGUUACUGAAGUUUCGAGUUUUAUUUCUUACCUUUUUGCUAGAUUUCUGGUAAUACUUAGGCUACUGUUAAGCUUGAUAGUCCUAUAAAUAGUACUAAUAAUAGCUGAUAAUGUUGCUUUAAAGACACUCAACUUACCCAAGAUACUGUAGUAUACAUAAGGUUACAAGUAUUACAAGUGCACACAAUUUACUAGGAAGAAAAGAAGAUUGUGAAACUGAUGCGAGGUUUAAUAAUCCAUUCCUCAACUAGCAUCAGCAUCUCCACUUUUCACUAUAUGUUUAUUAUAAAAUGUGAACCUCCUUACACAGAUCAAGACAGUUGAUGUCUUUUUAUCGUAACUAUCAUUUCCUUGAAUAGGCUUAUUUCCUUUUGCAAAACAUUGCUUUUUUUAGUUCUUCAGUACGGCUUAAAAGGGCAAAUUAAUACUACUUGCUUUUAACGUGACAUUUGAUUAACUGGAAAUUUUACAUCUUAGAGUAAAGAAGAGAGACCAUGUUUAGCUACCCUAAUAAAAGAGUAUGAAUGAAACAUUUCUUCGGGCUACUUAUUGUUCAAGGUUUUAAAUAGUUUAGUUUUCAAUGUAGUUCAAUGACUCUUACGGUGUUUAUGUUUGUUACGUCAGGUACCAUGAGAGAGGGGGUGCCAAGAAAAAUAUCAAAUAAUUCAAUGACCACAACAUCGGUUCACUGACCACAAAUCAAUUCAAUAAUCCUCGUUUCAUUCCAUAAACUAAUCUGAACUGCAUCAUAGAGUUGCAGGUGCGAUUUAAGGCAAUGAGGGAAAGGGUGUGGGUUUUAAAGACAGUGGUGGACUAUGAACAUAUUUAAGUUGUGUUUCGUGCCAUCCCCUCGAGGCUGAAGUUGUCUUUAAAGUCGCAGAACUUGCAUAGUGAAGACAUGUCAGACUGGGAUGGAUAUGUUAUAAACAAAGAGAAUAAUGCCUCGUUUACUAAGUAGUCUUUAACAAUUCUUUUUUAUUAAGAUGACGAUGUGAGAGGACCAUAUGCAAAUUAGGUAGUUUUUAAACGAGAUUGAGGUUGAUAAGAUUGUAAUAAGUGGCUUGUAUUGUUUUUAUUAGUUAUAAAAGACGGCACAAGAAAAAGACAACAGACAAAAGAAAAUCAGUUUCAAUCUUCUAUGUCAGAAACUGGUGGUCAUUGAAAAAAUAUUGCUUCCAGCAUGUUUACAAUUUUACUUGGAGAUAGUAUUCUUAAAAAUCAAAACAGCUUGAUCGAGAUUGACAUUAAAUUUUCGUAGACAGAACGGCUUGGAAACUAAAAUUGUGAGGACUUUUUUUGGACCUUUAACAUUUAGGGCAUGAAUUUUUCGUCAUUGUAGGCCAUGGAGCUUAAAAAUGAGUCUAGCUAGCCGUAAAAAAGGGGAAUUACAUCAUAGCCGGCAUGAUCAUAUGCUGUUUAAGGAAAAUUCCCUCAUCUAUGUCAGAAAAUUAUGUAUUUUUAAGCUUCCCCUAGGGCAUGAAUCAGCAACUGAGAACAUUUCUGCUACGUUUUAAGUUUUGGUUAGCAUGCAAGGAUUUUCCCCAUGCCUAUCGUCAAUGAUUUGCUCACUGGUAAUAGAAGGGUUGAUCCCAGAGUGUUUUUGCAUAUUUUGAGGUUCCGUGACCUUCUCACCAGCGCCACGAGCAGUCAGGUUCUAAUAAGAAAUUCAUACCCAGCAUGCCUUGCGUUCCAAAAUCUCCGGUAUGCCGGGCAUGCUAAAUUCUCUGGUAUGCCGAGCGUGUCAAAGUCUGCGGCACGCGGGUCAUGCUAAUAGAGAGUUUUAGAUCCGAGUUUACCGCGAACCUCUAACCGCUGGAGGUCACGUGACAAGUCUUUCGCGUCACGUUUGAGGUUUACAACGUGCGUUUUCAACGUGGGGAGCUGGGUUUUCACGUAUGUCAUUUACCUGAAAGCUUUUAGCGUACAAUUAUUGUUUCAUCCCACGUAAUGAUACAAAAAUCUUGUGGAGCAAGUCUUUAUACAUUAACAGAGGCACAAAUUCGGGCGAGAUGCUAAAUUUGAUAAAUCCUAUUGGAUCUUAAAAACAAGUGCCAUUCAUGGCUGCUGAUUCAAAAUGGCGGCCGUAAAAUUGCAAGAAGAACUAAUGUAAGAAUUUACAGCUCUUUGCUGCUAGAUAACCCAGUGUUGCCGUAAAUUUCUUUUAUUUUCACUGAUUAAUUUUUCUUCUAUUUCUAAAUGGAAUAAUAAACCAGAAUCCACUUGUUUAAUCCAUCGCCAAUCUAAAUCGAAUUAUGUUUGAACGUCGAACCGCAAACGGGUAACCGCAAACCGCGGUUAGAGGUUUGCGGUAAACUCGGAUCUAAAACUCUCUAAUAUCAGUCUCUGACAUGCUCUAAACGCACAGGUUAGUUCCUUGAAUCUACAGCUAUAUUAAGCGUGGCUAAAACAAACCAAACAGAUCGCCUUGCUUAUCUUUUGAUAUACAGGUUAUAGGUCAUUUACACGAUGACGCCAUUGCUAUUCCUUUUAUUUUUAUAAAUUUGGUAAUCCCAGCGAAGUUUAAAUAAAAAAAGCUCUAAUUUGCACAAGAAAGCAAAAUGCUGAAGUAUUCUGGUAGUAGUAAUAAAAUACCUUCAUCGUGCAGAUGACCAACUGGAAUAAGGUUGAUCUUUGAAUGCAAGCGAAGUUUUUAGUUUUUUUGAAUGAAUAAUGUUGUUUCGUUGUGCUUUUUAAAUAAAUCCAGCUUGUUCAAGAACUUCUGUCUUUAGUUUUGCCAGUCGAUCCCGUGACAUACUCCGUUGGUUGCCCCUAAAAUGGUUAAUUUUGCGCCAAAAACGAAACGCAGCCUACAUGUCUGGGGCUCUCUUCUCUACCCUACUGAGUUUUUUUAUCCCUACUACCAGGGUCUGUACGGGCAGACGCGUACGCUAACGUCAUAACCAAAUUUUAUGGCAUCGAUGGGUUCCCAUUCUCUAUAGGUUUGGGGAUCCGCUGUGCGCGCUUCGCACGCGCGGGCGCUCCCGCUAAGAGUAAACCGUCCCGGGUAGCUGUAAGAUGGCCAAGCAGAGACCCUAGGCGCCCAAGCCAGUCAGAGUUUUUGAGAAUUCGGGUAGAUCUAUACAUCACUUUAACAAUUGCUUUGGUGUGCUUGUUGCAACCUGGGAUCUCGACCCAAAGAUGCUCAAGAUCAAGUUAAAGGUUUUCAAUAUCUUUCCGGUGAUUGAAGCUGAUCUCGUUUCGAAUAUAUGAACCGACACCACCGCCCUUUAUUGAUUUUUGGUUCCGAAAAACUGUACUAUAAGCCGGCACAGACACGAAGUCCAGUAAGGCAGGAUUGUCUUCCAGCCUCGUCUCGCUUAGUGUUAUAACAUUAAUUGUAAUAAGGAAUUUAUCGAACGUCAAGACCAUGCUCUAGGUAUUAAAGGUGCAUAAUGGUGACACUGUAGAUUUAGCCUAACCGUUUUUUCACUUUCCUCACAUUUUGCGGACUUCUGUUUAGCAAGAGAUCCGGGAUUCACCGAGAUGUCUCCACCACGCAGAAGUGUCUGGCGGGAUGUAUUGGAGUUAGCGUAAUAAAAGCAAGGACAAUUAGUUCUUCUUGGCUUUUGGUGGAUAAUUCGACAGCUUCUGGGAUAAAUUAAAGAAAACACGUAUAAGCCAUUGUAUUUCCGUACGUUGACGAACAUUGCACCUUUUUCAUGUCGGUCCUGCAUCAGUGAGCUCAGGGAACAAUAAGGCUUGAUCAGACAAUACAAAACAUGGUUGCAAACGUGUGUCAUUAGCAUUGCAAAUUCUUUGCGUUGGUUUGGUGCAAGUUCAAGUACUAUGCGAGAAACAGGCUUCCAAGGCUGUUUCUAGAUAGAUAGAUAGAUAGAUAGAUAAGAACUUUAUUUUAGCACGAUAAGAAGAUCAGCAUUGCUGGUGGGCAUACAACAGUUACAAGAAAACUAAGACGUACUGAAAACAAAUGUACAAUUAAAAAUUCAAAACUGUUAAAAAUAUUUGUAACCGACAUCUCUGUUUUCAUUUGUAGCCAAAAAUAGGUUGUACAAAUGUACAAUUAAAAAUUAAAACUGUUUCUGUUUCUAGUUGUAGCUGAAAAUAGGCUCGAAAAAUGUAUUUUAUCAGUAUAAAAUUUUGCAAGACAGCGUUUGAAUUCUUUCAAGGUUUUAGCCCUGGUUUCCUUGUUCGUGAAACUGUUCUAUGCGAUUGAUCCUCUGUAGCGUAUGGAUUUUCUGAUAGAAUUCAUUUCUGGUCUUGGAAGAAUGAUGUUUUCAUUUCUUCUGCGGCCUAAAUUCCUCUGUAAAAAAACUCUUUAAAUAGCCUUUUAUACAUUUGAAGAAAAACUCCGUUAAUCGCAAUUUGUACAUUGUUUCCAAACUGUCCCACCCAGUUAGCUUUAAGACCUGUUCAGCGUUAGUGCCCCGUGGCAACCCAUAUAAAAUUCGUCCAGCCCUUGCAUGGAGUUUCUCCAGGUUGUUUAUGUGCGUCUUGUUGCACGAUCCCACACUGUCAGGCCGUAUGUAACUAAUGACAUUAUCACUUUUGUGGAAAAGUCUUCUAAUUGCUUCCAAGGGAGGAAUCGCAUGCGUCGGCGAAAACUUAACUUGGAUGCGAAUAACUUCGCUACAUUGGCAGCAUGAUCUGACCAGGACAACUUGUUAUCAGACUUGUUAUCAACGUAUACUCCAAGGAGGUUGUCCACUUUAUGAUGUUGUUGCCAAAACGAAGAGCUAGGAUAAGGCCAGUAUGUUGAUUGCCGCUGGAUUAUCAUUGCUUUACAUUUUUCCGGGUGUGGUACCAUCAAAUUUCUGUCGCAACAUUCCUGGAGUUCACCUAGAACAUUGUCUAAUGUGUUUGUUAGCAAUUCCAUCGUUUCUACGAUACAGUAUAUUGUUGGUCGUCUGCAUACGGAUACGUUUCCGCAGAGCGUAGUGAUUUUGAGAGGUCGCUUGUAAAGAACGAGAGAACGUGGGUCUGAGGACCGACCCUUGCGGCAUUCCAUGAGCUAUAACGUGUGUAUCGGAGUCGCAUCCGUUGAUUCUGACGAAAUGUUUUCUUUCUGUGAGGUAGUUCUUUAACCACAGCCAGAUAUCUCUUCUGAUUCCAAGGUCGUUCAGCUUUCGUAGUAUUAUAUUGUGCGACACUGUGUCGAAAGCUUUAGUGAGAUCGACAGACAGUAUCCCCACAAAAAGCUUCCUUUCUAUUGCUUCUCUCCACCUUUCUGUUAGGUAUUUUAAAAGCUGUUCUCUGUUGACUUUCCCUUCAUAUAAGCCCAUUGCCUGUCUUCAAGUAAAUUUUGCGUAACCAAGUGAUUAGUGAUAUUAGUUGCGACGCAAAAUUCCAUUAAUUUACUGUCUUGGUAUGCUGAGCAUAGACGGUGGUCUGUAACAUGUUCUAUCUUCCUCUCGUCCUCCUUUUGAACGCCGCACUGACGCUAGCAAUUUUCUACUGGUCUGAUGACUUGCAGGCUUUAACACUGUGUUCAAACACGCUCGUGAGGGAUGGGGUAAUAGACAUACAUGCAUACUUUAAAAGACGCGCGGAUACGCCAUCUAGCCCUGUAGCUUUCUUCACUAGAACCAUUCGUAUUCACAGCCAGAGCAUCACUUCUAAAUGCAAGGCUGAACCUUACAUAACCACUGAAUUCAAUUUCUAUCUAACGUGUAGUGAGCUCAAUAGCUCGUUCAAAAUACGUUCGUGCUAACAGAAAAUUGUUUUAAAUGUCUUAUUUAUAUUUACCCUAUUUACCCUCGGCAGUAUUUAUAGCACUAAUGCUAGUGGGGUUGAGGAAAUGCCUGAGACAAAUAAUCUAAAUCAAACUUAACAGGUUUAAGAAUCCCAAAUGGCUGGAGGCAAACUAGCUGGCUAUUUACAAGUGUGGCCCGGGAUUUGAACCCGGAACGACCGAGAACAAAUCCAGCUAGCGGUCAGAGCGAGUUUUGAACUCGGGGCCUUGCGAACUGCAAGUCUAGCGCUCUUAGACCUCAAACAACUCGUUCACACUGUGGCUUCAACAGCACGCCCUCGUAGAUAAACUAUUAGAUACCAUCAUGAUAUUGCAUUCUGUUUUGCUGAAUAAUAGAUUGCUCAAUGAGAAUCACCUUCAGUCAAUCAGUGGUGAAGCUUUCAAAGCCCAAAGACAGCUUGAUAUAUUGUAAGUAUGGUCCGCUUUACUGAAAAGACGUUAUGAUGACCCACCCAAGGAAGAGUAAAGAAAGUAGUUACCUCGUAUUGUUAGAACUUUUAUAGAGAACGAAAAUCCAUUAUGAAUAAUCAAGGCACACUGAGCACAGGUAAUCAUCAUAUGACUGUGAUAAUGGUGUAAGUACUACGGUAGUACUUACACCAUUAUCACAGGUAACCAUGAGUAUUUCGAACGAAACAUGGCAAAUUUUAAAAAUACUUGGAAGGAAUUUUAACGUACAAAGCACUAGGUUAGAGUAACAUAAGCGUUCGAUCGUUUUUCAGAUUUGGCGUAAAACUGUGGAAUGAGAUAACGUGUAGCUUGCGAAAUCUACACACGAAGGAAUUUAAAAGAGAAAUUCGCCAACUUCUCCUAGAUUUUACCGAUUCCAUCAAUUUUUAUCGGAAGAUAUAUCUGUUCUUCUGUUCAUCCAAAAUUGAAACUGAUUUCAUGCAAACAGUGAAUUUGUUGACAAUUGAGUUGCAAUUGAAAGUCGAAGGAUAAAACAAUUUAUUAUCACUUUGCUGCUGCCCUUUCAAAAUAGCCUCAGUUCCGCGUGUAGUAAAAACGAAAUCGACAAAAGUCGUUAGCAAGCAAGUGAUUUUAUCGAUUGAUAACGGAAAACGGUGAAUUUCGGGCAUCCCUUUGACCCUAGAGGAUGUCUAAAAUUCCGGCUGGGAAAUCUUUUAUCAUAAGAUUGUAUUUUUCCUGGUACUUGCUUGCGAGAACUGCGCAUGUAAUUAUAAAACCGAACCGUUUCUGUUAUUAUGUACAAAAGGGGCACGGUUUUAGAGAGAAUCUUGUCUCUGUAAUGGUUUCCACAUUUCUAAUUUUCACGUUUGUUGAUCAGUUGUUACUCGUGGAUGUGUUUUCUCAGCUGUACUUAUGCCAAAAAACAACAAUCUCGGACUUUACCGUUAUAAAUCGUCAAAAUCAUGAAAAAUCGAUAACAUCGAUUUGACAGAGCAAUUUAGUUUAUCGGUUUUCACCGAUUUCCGUUAUCAAUCGAUAAAAUUACUUGAUUGCUAUCGAUUUUUAUCGAUACCGAUUUUUAUCGAUUGACUACUCCGGGGAGAAAAUGACUAUAUAUCAGCACCUAUCAUCAUACAAAAAGAUGGACUGGCUAUAUAAUUAUGAUUAGGUCAUCAAAGUUUCAACUGAUUUUUCUCUCGAGCCUUUAACGUUAUCGCUUCCUUAAUUCUUUCUUUAUGCAUUAAUAUUAAUUUAAAUAUAUCUAUGUAAUAAUAUAUAUUUAAAAAAGUUAAACCCUAACCCUUAGUUGUUCCUCUGUCCCCCUGAGAUUAGCUUUUGCUACCUGCAGGACAGUGUAAUUAAUUAAAUUAAUUCUCACGAUAAAGUUAUGUUGACGAUGAUCAUGUUUAACAGUAUGACGUCACAUUUCGUGUCAGUGACUUUCAAAAUGGCGAACAAAGUGUUGGUCGAAGUGAUGGGUAAAAAUUUCGAAUAUCUCACGGAUAUAUUGCUCCAAUUUCUUAGAUUUGACAGCCCCUAUUGUCGCGAUCCCGAUUUGAGAUCCCUAUUGUCAUAGAACACCAGUGUUUGUACUUUGUUUGGAUGAAACGUCCAGUGGUUUAACGAAUUUUAAAGAUUCCUUUCUAUCGGCGGGCAAAUUUUCAGAGAAUUCAUAUCGACCGGUCACACUUUUAAGGGCCGGUGCACGGCGACAUUGAGUAGUUCGGACACAGCAAUAGGAAGUUCAUCAAAAGAUAAACUAGGCUUUAAGUGUGUAUAGGUUAGCUUUUCAAAGCCAAUGGAUCUCCAAUAAAUUUCGCUUCACCCACAAAACCUUAUAUUACCAGAGACAAAUUUUAACAAUUAAAUGCAGCAAACUGUUUUUUUUAAAGUAAAUACCAAACAGUUUUCAAAAAUGUCUUCAAGCGCAACACCACACGAUGACAACAGCAAAACAACUGUAGCAACAGCAGCAAGCUCGAAGGAUUGAGCAAAAAGCAACAAUUUAUAAGCAAUUAGCGCUUUAAAAGAGAAAUCAAAACUACCACACAAUCAGUUACUCAAAAAGCCAAUUAAACAGCGUAAAAGCCCAGAAAAUAAACCACAUAAGAAACCAAGGUUACUAAAAUACGGUAUCCUAAAAACCUCGCAACGCUUGAAAGGGUCAGCAGUAAGAUUAAAGGGAAACAAGCCAAAGAGGAAAACUGGAUUAAAAAAACUAAAACUAAACCAAAAAUACAGCAAAGUAACAGAAAACACUCCAGGAGUCGAAUCUACUUCAUCUGCACGAAAAGGCAACUCAAAGACCACUGCACCAUGGUGCCACUCAUUUUGUGAUUAAGUAACUUUGUUAUAUCAAAACCAUUUCGUACCGGCGCGAGUUUCAUACCGGGAUGACUUUUCGAUUUUGCAUCGUGUUUACAUGAUGACAGGGUCAUUUCAUAUCUUGUUAUUUGAAUGUACAGUUCAUGUUGAUAAAAUACACAUGUGCUUCAAAAUCGCAAACAUUACGCAUGCGCUACCCAGUUCCAGUCUACCGGCAGACCGAUUUCAUACCGAAACGGGUAGUCAUUUCGCGUUUCCAUGAUACCGUUGCGAGAUUUCGUACCGGAGUGAAAUUCUUGCCCCAGUACAACAACCAGGGUGAGCUCACGCCGGGGUGACUCGCGCUUAUGAAACCGCGCUAGCAUGACAUUUUGUGGUGGUGUCAUGUAAACAAAUAUAGAGCCAUGAGAGGGAACUGGAGUGAACUCGCCCCGGUGUCAUGUAAACACCCCCUUAGUGUAAGCUGGUACUUCGUUUAACAGGCAAAAUGAAAAUACUUUUAGUUUUGUAGCUGAAUUGUAUUAUCACAAAUAUUUAGAAAGGUUUCCUUUCAACUUCAGACGUAGAUGACAAGUGGCUUUCAGUGAAAAUAUAGAAUGCGUUCGUACAGCCACAGCCAGCAAUCAAUCCUGCAAACAUCCAUUUCUGAAAUACCCUUAGAGAAAGGAUUAAAACGAUACAUGUCUGCAAAAAUGUUCGAGGGAGCGGGAAAUGGAUAUUUACUUUGUACUGGACUAUAAGGUCCUAGCUGAAGAUCCAUUCUUCUAAUUUAUAUUCAAGAUCUUACGAACUAGUCCAAGAGAGAGAAAAAUUGGACCUGUCCAGUUACUUUCUCUUAAUCCGCUCAAGUGGCUCACAAACUCAGGGAAAGUUUCUCGUCUUACAAUGUAUUUCAAGGACUGAUUGGUCAAUUGAUUACUGGCGUUUCGACUAGCAGCUUUUUAUAUACUAACAUACACUCACGCAAUUCAUACCUUUAGAGUGCUUUCAGAUAAUCCUAUCAAGACUAUUGGGCAUCGGGCUUUCAGUAUCCCAGAGAAACCACAUAAGAAGGUCUUGAUGUAAGUAUAAGACGAUUUGUAUUGUUUAUGAAUGGCUCGUAACUUUCGCUCAAGUAGUAGUAGUUAGUAACAGUAGUAGCAGCAAAGCUUUAUUUGAAAUCGGGUAGAAGAGUAGCACAUAAGCGCUAGUAUCUCCUAGAGAUACCUUUAAUCACGCAGAAUAAUGUCAAAUUAUAAAAAAUAUUAUAUGUCUGUCUGGAUUUGAUAAAAGGCACCUCCAGAAAUUUUUAGCAACAGUCUCAUUUGAGGCUUGUUCAGUACUUGACCAUCUUUUUUUUAAUGAUCGUUUCAGUACGAAAACCCCCUUAAAAGCUGCAGUAGAUCAAAAAACAUGUGUUUAAUAUGCUGUUUACAUCUUCCGCACCCCCGCCCUCGAAGCUCUCCCCUACCUAUCAUUUCCCAUAAUUCUCUCCUUGUCAUAAAACACUAUGACAUUUGAAAUCAGCGCGCGCGGUAGAAGUUGUUUUUCGUGGUCGGUUAAUUUUCUAGGUUUCUCUUUGGCCGCCUGUAGCAAAGUUUUCCGGAAGGCAUCAUUAAGCCUUCUGAAGGAACAAGUCUCACGAAUGGCAAGGUCUGCCAUCGUCCAAUAUGCUCCCGUAUUUCGUCUCAUUUUGGCUAAACGUGUGAAACACUGAUCUCGGGCUUGAGACGGAAAGGCAUCUUAUUGCUAGCUUUGAUGUGGGCGGUGACGAGUCUCUAGCCUCAAAAAGUAGCUUUUAGGGGUCAAACCUAUUCGGCGAGAGCAAAAUUGAUGCUGAUUUCUAACCAGGCCAGAGACUUAGUAAAAAUUGGUUUUGAAGGCCGGCGUCCAUGUGUCCCUUUCAAAACGGCUCGUCUACAUCCGGGAUCUUGAAUAAAUCGACUGUGUCAGCAAAGUUUACAUGUGAUGAUUUAGUGGAGAAACAGAGAGUUAUUGAGAGAGAGUAAUGUGAUGAUAUUUCGCCCGUAUUAAGUGUGGACACAUUUUGUCUGGUUGGUUGUGGAUAGUUUUAUCAGUGCCACGAACGUGGUUAAUUGUGUGAUUUCCUGAAGUUGUUGUCAGACAGGUUUCAGGUAUGUCGUGGCGCUCGUGUUAUAAGAAUAUUGUGUACAAGCAUGAAAACGCUUUGUAAGUGUUUAGUUGAAGUGAUUUUGUCUUAGACAACCGAUUGCGGGGUCAAGAAAGGUGGAUUCUAGAUCUGUUUUAAUCGGGCAUCUCGCUAUGAGCCUCAUAGUUUAAGAGACUGAAAGGUCAUUAUGUGUGUGCUUUUAAAUGUUGUUCAUUUCGUUACAAAUCUGUCACUUUUGCCAAGAGCAACUUUUCGUGUGUUGCCAGCGAUUAAUUCGUCCGUUUUAAGCCGUAACUAGCGACUUUCAACUGCUUUUAAUUGGCCUCAAGGGUCAAAUUGUUAAAACGUACUUGAAAUUUCUGGAGGUACGUUUUAUCAAAUCCAGACAGAUUUAUAUACAUGCUAAUCAAAAAAGUAAGAAUAAGUAAUCAAGCUAGCUCACAAAGUUCAGACAAAGUUCAGUUUGUAAAGUGAGCCAUAGUAGCGGUAGCUCUAAGAUCAUGAAGAUGAUGUGAACUGCCAAAAUACAAAUUUUGAAUGAAGAUUUGAUCGUCGCAAUGGUUAUUGCAAGUUAAGCGAUUGCAAAUAAACCCAAAAAAUUUUGCGGGACUUCAACGGGACUCGAGCUCAUGGCCUCUGCGUUAGCGCUGCAGUACUCUUCCAUUGAGCUAUGAAGACCCCAUCCUCGGAGACCUAGGGGGGAUGUCCGGCCGGGAGAAAAGGCGCGACGAACGUUUUCAAGCAUGGGAGGAAAAGCCCCUGGGUACCGACUCUCACCGGACCAUUUCCAAACAGUCAAGCAAAUGCUGGCUCCUUAUUGGGCACAAAAAAUGCUUUGUAUUAUUGUGCCCAAUCGGCGAACAGCAUCUCCUGAGUUCUUUUUGUGAUUUCAUACACGACGGCUAUUCACUCGAUAACGGCUUGUCUGGCUCAUGUACCAAAGAAAUGCACGUAGUCAGGAAACUUUCAGUUUGAUAAAAACUCUUCAUUUCAAAAUAGUGUCUACCCGAAAACUAAAGACGCUUUUCCAAAAAUAUAAGCUUGAGCUUACAACGGGUAAUCAAGCUUGUAUCGAUCACGCCUUCGUAAAUAUUAGGGAGUUUAAGAUGCCACGAUAGUUGACAGCCACGAAAACGUCGCAUGAAAAGUGAACUCAGAUUUUUUUCAGUCUCUAUCGUGAUUAUUCCAACUCGCUUACGUUGUCAAAUGCAAGCGAACUCUUCUGGAGCUGAAUUUCUAUCAACCAUAUUCAAGUUCAUAAAGAGAAAGAAAAUUCUUUCAUUGCUUGUUUCCGUCCUUCUUAAAACGUGAAAUUAGGCGUUUUCAAGUGGUAGUCGAGCAGUGGAGACAAAGAAAUUACAAAAAAGCGUUAUGCACGUGCAAAGUUGUUGUUUUGCCUUGUCAAUUGCUUUUUUUACUUUCUCGUUGCUGCUGCAUCUUAAACUUCCUACUAUUUACGAUACAUUGUGAUCCGUCAGAAACAGAAUUGUCUCAGUGCAAAAUGCUCAUGCUGAUAGCAUCCUUCGUUUCUGGUUAGAAAAGCUUGGUGAAUGAACCGGGCAACUGUGGCGAGAUAAUAGCCCUCGUGUAAGAAAUCUCGAAAAGAACUCAGGAGAAACUGUUUGCCGAUUGGGCACAGUAAUACAAAGCAUUUUUUGUGCCCAAUCAGGAGCCAGCAUUCGCUUGACCGUUUGGAAAUGGUCCGGUAAGAGUCGAUACCCAUGGGCUCUUCCGCCCAUGCUUGAAAACUUUCGUCGCACCUUUUCUCCGGGCCCGACUUACUGUCCCUGGGUCUCCGAGGAUGUGAAGAGCCACACGUUGACAGCAGACCAAUUUUUUGAGUUAAUCUUAACCCGUGAAAGGAAUGAGACAUAAAGAUGAUGCGAACUGCAGAAAUACAAAUUUCAAUGAAGAUAUGAUCGCCAUAGUGAUUAUUGUAAUGUAAGUUAGCGCUGCAGUGCUCUACCAUUUGAGCUAUGAAGACCCACACAUUGGGAGCAGGUCAAUUUGCUGAGUUUAUCUUAACUCGUGAAAGGAACGAGACAUGAAGAUCAUGGGAACUGCGGAGAUACAAAUUUUGAAUAAAAUUAUGAUCGUCGUCUUAACUAUUUUAUAGUUUGUGUGCUAAAAAUUUGAAAGAGGGUGUGCCAUAAAAGGUGGUAUUGACACGUGGCAACUGUGAACUGUUUUUACCUUUAAGCUGGUUGCUAAUUCAAGGUACAAGUAGCGCUGAUAUGUAAGUAGGUGUGACAGCUUGAAAGGACUUCAAAAGAAUUAACAUUAAGUAAUAAUUAUGGGAACAAAUAGUAGUGGUAAUACAGUAGAUGAUACCAACAAACGUUAAAGGUAAUGAAAACAUUUCAGUUAACUUUUCGUUCUUUGCAGCUUCAUGAUUCGCACUCAGUUAAAAGCAGUGAGCCUCAAAGUCUUGUCUUUUCAUGAUUUCUGUAACCUAAAUUCCGUCAUGUAAGUACGAUUGGUAUAUUAUCAGAACUGUUGUAGAAAUUGGCCAAAUACAUAACAGAGGGAGUUCUGCAUCUUCCUUAGCAAUAGCCCCACAAAAUAUGUAAGUAUAAGGAUGUAUAUGAUAAACAUAUGCACUCGCUGUCAUUUUAUCAGGAAUGACACUCGUUCACUGCGCUCACUCUUUCAAUUUAGGAUACGUUAAUAGCUUGCAAUUGUGCAACACCGUACGAGCAAACUUUUCAUGAAGUUUUCUAUAUAAAACUCAAUUAUUGGUGUCCUUGAUAUCAGUUGCUUCGCUCGUAGGGAAUCGGGCUUUGAUAUCAAUAAGAAAGACUUAACUAUCCACUUUUCGUUUUCUUUUGUAGAACCAUGAAUGAUGGUAAAAUUGGUACCAUGAAAGUUUUGGAUUCAUUUCAACGAGAGCGCUGCACUAUUUAUCUGUUCGUAACUUUCUUUAAUACCGUAACAAAUAUUCUAAUAUGCGGUUGCAGUGUCUUUGACCUUCAUUUACUGAGUUACUUUAGCUUCAUGCAUCAACCCGAUGUAAACUAUACUGAAGAGAUGAAGUUAAAUUUUGCCGAACCCAUUUUCUCAACUCGCAUCGUGAGGUAUAGGUGAAUCUGGUUUUUUGUCCCUUUUCUGUCUCUUUUUUUCAUAUACUUAUUAUUCUCUGGUCAAACGUUUAUAAAUAUCACCCGUCUUGAUGUUGAAAGGGCGUUGCGAUAGAAGUCGAACCUCUCAUAAGCGACCACCCAAAAAGCCAAGCUAUAGUGGUCGCUAACGAGAAUCGAACCAAAAGUGGGGGCUUCCGAAAAGAGGGGUGGACACAUCUACCUUUUGGAAGGGAAUCUUUGCGGGGAACUUCUAAGGUACGAUGAGUGUUCUCCCAUUUGAUUCAAGUUCUUGUUAUUCAGAUCACGUGCAUGAUUUUAGACCAAAUUGCACUUCAUUCAGUUCCAUUAUUAAGUUAGUAGGGAAAUGAAAAUCACGAAAAGAGUAACAGAUUUAAGAAAGUCCAUAAAGGGAUUUCGAGAAGAUGGCUUGCUUACUGAAUGUACGAUGCUACAGAAAUCUUAAAGAAAGUGAAUGUCUGGAACUCUUUGGAAAAUGCACGUCUUAAAACCUGAUGCGAAUGUGCGGCCGUAUCGACCCACAGAGAUCCAUGCAACGUUUCACAGAGUGGGGGAUUUUCGCUUACGAGAGCAGGUCGCACAUGAUGGUUCGACAAUAUUAGUUAUCUUUGAGCAUUUGAGCCCAAUAUAUUAUACAGAAUAGCUUCAUUUAAAAGCUUGUUAACUCAUUUGCUUCCCUCUUUGGCAAUUUUGCAGAUUUUGAUGACUGCUAUUUCUUUGGAUAUUACGUAGAUAUUACUUGCAAAAACCUGAAAAUUCCACAGAUUGCCGGCUACGUUUAGCAACCUCGGCUUUAAACUUGUGAACUCAAUCUAGAUAUGUCUUCUUUCUUUAUUUCAUAUAAUUAUGAGAAUAUGUCUGGCCGAUUUUUUGAAAAGCAACCUAACGAAAUUUGCAGUCAUUUGAGUGAAAAAGCGUCAAAAGGCAGGUUUCUUAAGCCCGAGAAGCUCCAAAAUCAUAGUAACGAAGGAAAAAGAAAGGAGAUAACGAAAGAGCGAGGAGAAGGAAAGGAGAAGAAGAAAAAAAGCAAUGGUUGCACUCUUAGUUUAUAUAAUAGCUACUUUGAAGUUUUUGGACGAAAAAAUUGCUCGACGCAAGAGGUCCAUUUGGCGAUAACGUUAUCAAAAAUCCGGCUAGAUGUAUAAUUAAGUAAUUAAAAGUGCAGUUACUAAAAACCAUCAAAUAAUACAAAACACGUUCGAUCAGUAAGAUGUACCGAUCUUUUGAACGACCUUAAUGUCAAUUUCUUACAUUUUAUAAAAGUUUUUUACUGAAACAUUUAUAUCUUUCAAUUUAGCGGCUUGGGUCAAGAUAACUCUACUUCCCUUGACCUUCGGAAAUAUUCGGGCAACCACACAGCACUACGCGAUUCAUUUAAGCGAGCUGGUUUUGCGGAUGCAACUCUCGAUGAGUACAAUUUACGACCAUGUCCGCUUGGUACUUUUGUCAAUGCAAGUCGUCUAGAAUGCGUCGAAUGUCCUGCAGGUAAAAUAUAUAUUGUGUUACAUGAUUAUUAUUAGAGCUUUUUCUUGUCUUAUGGGUGAUGAUUAAUUUAAAUCACAAACAGCAGUGGUAGAAUUCGAGCGCGAAUUAAGCGCUAAUAAUUUUAAAAUUGAUGAAACACUUGCUGUAAGAUUUUUCAACAUUUUCAAAACCGUCACCGAGUUACAUUAUUUUAUUUCUAUUGUAUUGCUACUAGAAAACUAUUUAUUUAAUAGUUUUCUCUUUGUAAAAAUCUGUUGUGACACAUUGUGAGCUGAAUUUAUCAGUUAAACGGUCUACUUGCCUUUGAAUUGCCCGAGAAGAAUGUCAACAAGAUGGCUGGAUAUUAAUUGGCCUUGUUCUUUCUUUCUGGUGUUUUACUGACUUCGACAAUAGAGAAGAUAAGCAUCACGUUUACGUCUAACGGCAAACGCGAAUUUGAAUCACGUGACUAAGUUUCCCAACAACAACAUAAAAAGGUCAAAGCUUGUGGGGUCGUGUAAAAGCAAUUACAAAUGAAUAUAGAACUAUAAUAAAAAUAGGGAAAACGUUACUUACAAAAUACAACUACAACAAAAACUCUAAAAAUAUACAGUAAGAUUUUAAAAAAGAUACAAUGUUAAAAUGAAUUUACAUUAGUUACCACUAAGUAAAUUGACUACAGCAUUUAAAAUAUAAAACAGUUAAAAACAUUUAAACUCUUGGUAGUGCUCAGGCAGCGACUGGACCGACUGUGCGCUAAAAUCAAGUUCCUUAAAAUAAGAGUCCUUCUUCACUUUGCGAUAAAAAACAGUAAACUGGCCGGUAAGAUGAGUCGAGAACCGUGUUUCAAAGAAUAGCGUCUCUAUAGCUAAUAGAGUUUUUAAGAUACUGCGAGUGAAAACGCUGGACAAUUUUGUUAUUACUACUUCUGAAAUUGUACGCAGUGCAAGAUUUAUUUGUCAAGUAUGAUAGAGCCGCAGGUGCUAAACCGAUAAAAACGCUAUGGAGUAGUUUAAUUAAUUAAUAAUUUUAUAAUAUAAGGUUAAAGUAUUCCAAUUCAAAUUUCUGUAUAUUUCAUCAGUAGGCACACCGCGGGGCAAGUUGUAUAUUAUUCUGGCUACCCUACAGUCAAGUACUUGCAGUGAAUGUAGAAGGUCCGCAUUAGGGCAUCCGCCCCAAAACAACCAAGUCCAUACAAAAAUGAUGGUAAUAUUAUCUUGGAGCACAAGUCCAAUAGGGCGUUUCUGCACAAGAACAAACUCCUUUUCAGUAGGUUCAGUUUGUUUACAAAAUUCUCUUUUACAUCUGUAAUGUGAUGUGACCAGGAAAGCCUGUCAUCGAUAGUAACGCCCAAAAGACGAGUGUGUUCCACUCGAUCCGAUCCUCUCUAAUAGACACAGAAUUUAGCCGCCCGAAGUGCGGUUUUCUCAUCAAUAGCAUAGCUUCGCACUUUGCCGAGUCAGGAGUUAAAGAGUUCUCUAGGCACCAACUGUUCAGUUCCGACAAAGCUUUAUUUAAAGAAGUGACAGUGUUAUUAACAGUGUCCCCAAUGCAAUAAAUGGUGGUGUCAUCCGCUUACAUAAAGACAGAGCCAGAGGUAACAGCACUUGGUAGGUCAUUGGUGUACACGGUGAACAACGUUGGGCCCAGCACUUUCCCUUUAAUUGUCGUUUACUUUUCAUUAUUGCUGCGGAGCGACCGCAGGGAGCGAGCAGCAACAUAAUCAGAAUUUAAAGGAAAUAUAUAAGGGGCGAUGAAUUCUCGAAUUCAUCACUUUUUACCACAAUGCAUUGCACUUAACCACACUUUUUACCACAAUGCAUUGCAUUUAACCAGAGUGCAUUGCGCCACGGACAACUCAAAUAAAAACACGUGGAAGUUCGCAUCGUUCGCUGCCCAAACUCAGAGUUUUCUUUGUAGGAAAUUUUCUACAGCACGGUUAGAGGUCUUACCAAAUUUAAGACACGCAGGAGUCUUUCAGAUGAGUACGAUGGUUAACUUGGGGAUUGGUUUUUAAUUCAAGAGCCUUUAACUCAUCCACGUGUUAAACCUGACGAGAAGAUGAGCAUUUGCUCUUCGACUCUGCAACACGGGGUAUAUACAAAUUCCAGCUUCCUAGAAGGUGAUGUGAAAGUAAGAAAAUGUCAUGCCAUGCUAUUGUUAAGAACCUGUAUGAGCCGAAAAUGGAUGUGAUUUUGACCAUUCGCUUCAAAAUAACAGCGGAAAUCGAGAUAACAAAACAUAUGUUUUGUGUCCUACGUUACAGACGAGGACGUGUAUCGGCGUUUUGAAAAGCAUAAUUAUGUUCUUUCAUUCAUUCAUUGCCGUGGAAUAUGCGUUUACAUUGUUUUGUACUGUUAAUAGCUCGAUUAAUGUGGCUGGCGAUCAUCUUGCCGGCGGAAGUUUCAUGGAAAAGGCAUUAAAUUAAAGACUGUUCCCAGAAGUACCUGUGCAGUCUCUUUGGUGUAGUGGAUAGGUGUAGUCGCGUCGGGCCGAUGGUGCCGGGUUCGAAUCCUACUUAACUCUUUUUUUCCUUCUUUCUUUUUUUUCCGUUUUUUGUGUUGUUGUUUUCUAUAAAUAUAUAGCUAUAUAACUGUUACUUAAUAAAGUGCAAUAAACAGCAAGAAAAGUAUCGUGUUUCCAGAGAAAAGAUAGUACACCGUAUAUUAAAUAUAUCGAUAAACAAUCUGAAUUUCUAUCAUUUCCUACAAUUUACUGUGGGAAAACCAGAGUUGAUAACCACUUGAUCAUUUUCUAAACAACGUUCCCGCGAGUUCUCUCUAUAGACUGAGAGUAAUUAUUCUAGUACUUUCCAACAUGGAAAUGGGACAUUCAAUGUCAUUUUCGAUUACUUUAAGUCCCAUUGCCUAACUAAUGCCAGUAUCAACAGAAUGUGCCGCAGCAUUACUAUCUUUUAGAUACCCUAGUUUCAACACAUGAAUUAGUAGUUUCAUGCAAUUUUUUAUCCAUAAGAAUUGUUUGGAGCUGUUUUUAUCUGCUCAUUUUCUAUUUUGAGAAAUUCUAAACCUGAACCUGACGUUUGCCGUUUGCCGUAUACGUGAUGCUCAAACUCCCUUUUGUCUCUAUUCAUAAAAACGCAAAAACUGUUACUAACUUCCCCAGUAUCCAGCCAGCCGCAUUUAUUGGACUCUUAAUACGACCAGAUGCUAGCUUUUUUUCCUUAUGCCAUGCAGUAGUAAAGUACGCCCACAGAAACCAAUCAUACUACGGGAAUUCUACCUUAUUUGUAGGUCAUGGAAUUUAAAAAGGAACGUCAGACCAAAACCCAAGGAUUUUGCAACCCGGCAGUUUUACCCCAAACUAACUACUUUUUGUCGGCUGCGUAGAUCCAUUUUGGUCAUAUUUUGGGACUACAAAAUUAAAUUUAUUUCAAGGACUCUUUCACUCUGAUUACACUUUCUUAUAGGAGGCUUCUAUUCGGAUACCAUAGCGUUUGUCAAUGACAGCUGCCUCAGAUGUCCAAAUGGAACUUUUGUCCCAUACAAUAUGGCGCCUGGCAAGAGCGCCCGUGAGUGCAUUGCUUGUCCACAAGGUAGGCAUAUUUUAUAG